UGCACUCCUUUGCCUUACAUCUAUUUGUCUGUGAGUUUAUUUGUGUACCACCAGCUCUGCCUUCCCCUGUGUUCAGCCUCUAUCUGUUGCUGAGCUCACCAGCACUCACUGUCAGCAUUAAUCUCUCUUACUCUGAUCCAAACGGACUCACAAUGGUCGUUCCCUGUUGUGGCACCACUCAUGUCGUGUCGCUCUCCAACCCUGCAUGAAGCCAUCUCCAGGGGAGGAGAUUACUCUACUCUAAAGGGAGACUUGGCUGAAUCAUGUCUUCGGGGGUAUUAUGUAACACUCUCUACGAGGAUGGCCACGUGGCCACAGGGCUCACCUGUGUUUAGAAUGACCAUCUGACCCUCUCCAUCCAAAGCCCCUCUGCAACACACGGACAUGCUGAAAAGACCUCCAAGAGUGAAUCUACAUCUCCCACAGCUCUGGAUGUGAGGGGGAAUUGUGUCAGUGUUAUGAGGAAGACGUGGGAGUCUGAUGGCAGGAAAUAGCACCGAGAUGUGCAAACGAAUGACUAAUACCGGACUGGCUACAAAUUACCAUGUUUAUGUGCUGUACUUACUUCCUAUUUUCUUCCUGGUUACACAGGUGCAUCAGCAAAUCAUACUCCCCAUGUGUGGGUGAGGAGAAGUAAAGCUGGGAUUGCAUCUCUGUUGACACCUCCGCAGAUUCAGCGUGAGGCAGGGAGAGAGAAACACACAGACGUGCAGACAGAAUGAAUAGAUAGAGGAGGACAGAGGGAGCGAGGGAGAGGCAGAGACGGUGAGAGAAGAGUGAAAGAGACACAGAAGAUAUAUUUGACUAUGUGGGUGUGUGAAGUAUCAAGGCAUGCAUCAUAAUUGUGGAUCCCUCUUGGAGCAGCCGCACGUAUCAGCGCAGCAGCAGGACGUUGUUGGUCGCACAAAGUGUGUUAUUUUGUACUUUAUAACAGCAGGAGCAGUGGGCGCCGAGAGCCACACAAGAGACAUUUUCAAAGACAAAAUGGAAACUGUUGUGUUUCUGCUGCCUCAAGGAUUUCAUCAGCUGGGAUUAUAAAGGGAAAUACUUGCACUAGUUGAAGGGACGCAGAGUGAGAAAUGAUGACGCCUCUUCACUGUCAAUAAUCAAGAUUUCAAGACAACAAAUACAUCUGAGAUGGCCGUCAGCCCUAUCAUCAUCUGCCUCCUGUCACUGAUUGGCUAUGGCUCAUCCCAUCCGUCGCCUCCUCCUCCUCCUCGGGGAUGCAGUCAGGAUGUGGACCCCCCAUACAGAGUCCUGUGUGACCUGGAGGCAGUCUGGGGUGUGGUUCUGGAGGCCGUGGCCUGCAGUGGGGGCCUCAGCUCUCUGGUCCUCGCUGUGCUCCUGCUCGUCAAGAUGCGCUCCAUUUGUGACCCCGCCAGGCGCUCCGGCCUGGGGCCUCUCCUCCUGCUCCUGGGCACGCUCCUCGGGCUCUUCUCCAUCUCUCUGGCUUUCCUGGUUGGGAAGAACCAGGCGCUCUGUGUGGUCCGCAGGGCAUUCUGGGGGCCCCUCUUUGCCCUCUGCUUCUCCAGCUUGCUGGUGCAGGGAGUGAGGCUCAGGAGGCUGGUGGCGGGCAAGACGAGUCCAUCGGGCAGCUCCCUGGCAGCCCUCGGUCUGGCCUUGGCCUUGGUACAGGGGAUCAUCUCUGCUGAAUGGGUCCUGCUGACUGUAGUUAGGGAGGGUCAUCCGGCCUGCGAAUACCCACCUUUAGACUUUGCUCUGACGUGCAGCUACACCCUGGGGCUGCUCCUUAUAGCCAUGGGGCUCUCUCUGGGGGUGGUGCUGUGUGGAGGAGAGCUGGGAGGAGAGGGAGCAGGUGGGAAUGAAGAAGAUAGAGAAGGAGAGAGUGAAAAGCGGAGAUGGAAGUGUAACGCUGUGUGGCUCUUCCUGUCCAGUCUGGCAUCAGCACUGCUGUGGGUGGCCUGGUUGGGCUUUUAUCUUUACGGCAGCCAGGCGCUGAGGUUAAAGAGUAAAGGGGAUAGGUCAGGAGGAGGAAAGAAGGAUGCAAAGGUGUUGGAUGAGCCUGCGCUGGCGGUAGCUCUGGUCAUUCAGGGCUGGAUCCUGUUGCUGUUCCACGCUAUUCCAGAGGCGCACCUGUGUCUCCGGAAACCCCCGCAGUCCAACACCCAAGACUUCUUCGACACCAGUCACACGUCCCCUCCUCCACAUUUUGGAGAUGAGCUGCCUGCACACUCUCACCGACCCUUCCCGGAAAACCAGGCCUUUUCUAUGGAGGAGCACGGUGCAACUCUUCGAACUGGAACGUACCACAGCAGCCAAGGGAGUGUCCGUCCUGGCAUCGCCUUCAGAGGUCACGUCUACCAGCCCACUGAGAUGGCUCUGGUCAUGAAUGGUGGAACAAUGCCCACAGCCCCAGUUAACUACACUGGACGGCGAUUAUGGUAAUGUGGGACGACGGUUGAAGAGGAUACACCUGUGUAAUGCUGGUGUGAGAUAAUAGAAUAUCCUGUUGCCUAACAAGAAGAUAUUAAGGACAUCACAUAUCACAUGGUGUGGUUUUGAUGGGAGCUUCAUAUGUUUAAUGUGUUUGUGUUUCUGCACACAUGUAUGAAUACUAUUUUUGCUUAGGUUUUCUGGGUUGCCUCUAUCGGCAGACUAGACAUGAAAUCGCAAGAAAGGGAGGGAAAAAAGAUGCAGCUUCCACAUUUUAAGAUAUUUUGUCACAAAGCGAGGGCAUUUACGGUGCAUUACUUUGGUCUGCACAGAUCAGCACAUAUAGUCUUAACUCUUAUAUAUAAAUAUACUGACAAGGAGCGUCUCAGCUGCUGUGAGAAAGUCAAAAUGAAAGGAUAAUUUCAGCGAAGUGAACAUUUGCCUAAAGCAGUUCUAAACGAAUGCUGUCACUUACUGAUGCAAUCAGUGAUGUUUGCUUCUGAGACCUACACUUUCCCUCUCUUUCUGUUGGGCAUCAAGCUACAACUCAGUAAAAACAGCCUCUAGGUUGUUCAUGUAAAUUAUCUGCAUACGCCCACAAAGCUUGCUUGGCCUCUGUGUUACAUGCACGAAAGACCCAAAGGCCUCAUAGUGUUUUUCUCUUGGUAUCUCCAGUCCAUUAUCAGUGCUAUUGGACAGUUUGGCACAUUUCACUAUCUGUAUUGAUAAAUAUCUUGUGUUUAAGAGAGCUUGCACACAGUUUUAGAGGAUUGUGUGAUGAUUUAUGAAGGUUAAAGAUGAGUCUUCUUCUAAUGGAAGGGUGUUAUUUAAUAAGCAUAUCAUAAAAAGCCAUUUAAUACUGCCAAACCUGUGCUGCAGUAUGUAGGGUUUACUGGUGGAGGUUGUAAUUUUGCACUUUAUCAGCGCCGAUCAUGUCUGGGCAUUGUGAUAUUUGAGAUUUUUGAUCCUUUGAGAUGCAUGUAAAAGCACAGUUUAAAGGUGAUGUAUUUUGUCAAAAUUACUGUAUUUUGAGUGUUUUCUAGACUUUUGAUAUACGUUUUGAAGAGAAAAGCAGUGUUGAGUGUCAAGGCUCAAUCUUGACACUGGAGACAGCAGUCGACAAAACAAUCUUAAGUGCUCAGAAAAUGGAAAUUUAAACAUCUGCAAUUCAAUGACCACUGGGCAAAACCUAUCUGCGGAGGAAGACCACGUGGUAUGACUAAAGGCGCUGGAACAUCUACCUUAAGGGUGGAGUUUCUUUUCACUCAUGUUUUCUAAUUUUACUUUGGAUUCAAUCAGGCUUUUGAUUGUUAUCUACAUUUCGUUUGCGGUGUAUAGCAACAUGUCAUAGAGCUCUGCAGGGAUGACGUAUUUUUGUAGGCUAACCUGGAAGUUAGCAUAGUUCUGAUUCCCUCGACAAAAAAAAAACAAUGGGAUUUGUGAAAAUAAUUUUUGGAUUAUUUUUUAGUUUACAAUAAUAACACAUUUUGUUCACCAAAACAAUCUUUACAAAUCUCCAGCAUUUUUAUCAUUUUAUGAAGCAUAAAUGGAAUCAACAUGGGUAAAAACCUAAUGGCAGGCUAUAAACAAACUACACUAGGGUCGCAUGACUGCAAUGAUGCUGUCACUAAGCUUCCUACUAUACUACUAAACACACUUCACCACAUAUUGAUCAAUCUCUGGGUUGGAAAGUUAGAGCUUGAAUCCUUUAUAACUAAAGUUAACCUAUAAAGGCCGACUAUUGAGUAGAUGAGUCUCUGUGUUUGGCAAGAUUAAGUUUUAUGUCCCAGACAAGUUCUGUACUCUCAUUUAGCCACUUGUUAGCACAUGUAAUCUCUUUAUUAUUCACAAGUUGGGUAUUUACUGAAAUAUUUUCCGUUGUAGAAUGAACAUAUCUUCAGCUUAUUUCAACCAGACCUUUUUUCAAGCAUCUAACUGCAAACCCAUUAAAAAACCCCAUUGACUUCCAGACGAGGGAACCAGAUGUUCAAGAACUUAUUUCCAGGUUUUGGGACUAAUUCCUACAGCACUCUAUACUCUGGCAUGUAGGAGACCUUUAAAUUUUUAAUUAGAAUAAAUAGAGACAAAGCAAUCAGUCAUUCAUCACUGUGAAUUUAACUUGAACAGAUUUAAAGGCAUGUAUACAGUUUAUAUCAGUGGCACCGCAAAGUUUGACAAAAUCCAGACAGAUUUCUUGUUGGCAGCCACUGUUCAAAUGCACUGGCAAUUGAACUCAGGCAAAACGACUAAAAAAAAAUCCCCUCAUAUUUAGACUGGAGGGUUGCAGUUUCCAUCUCCUGAGCAUCACUGAAUUCAGUGCAGGAUGAUUUUUCCAGUUCAAAAACAAAUCAAAGAACAGUCGCCAUGUUCAUGUUGUGACCAUGUACUCUUGCUAUAAGACUAAACUAAAUAACCAAGUUGUCAACAACUUUGCUUUUGUGUACACUGGUGUGCUCUGAUAUUGUACAAUGAAAAUAUUAUCAAAGGAUUUUUAUGUAUUAACCCUAUAUAACUGAGUUUAUUCUUGUAAAUAAUCCAAAUGUGAAAACCCAAUGGUAUUAUUUUCCUUCAGAGAUGCUCUUAUGAUGACAGCACCGUCACUGUUUUAUGGCAGCGUAACAUGAAUGUCUGUAAUGUGAUUUGCACAAAGUGGCUAAUACAUCAGUGCACAUUUUCUGUUA
Messenger RNA from Acanthopagrus latus (yellowfin seabream), 5075 nucleotides. It is a transcript of the gene gprc5bb, whose product is annotated as G protein-coupled receptor, class C, group 5, member Bb. Gene Ontology annotation, biological process: G protein-coupled receptor signaling pathway. Gene Ontology annotation, molecular function: protein kinase binding; G protein-coupled receptor activity; protein kinase activator activity. The record is from RefSeq and is a predicted model, not a curated record. NCBI's taxonomy places the organism in Eukaryota, Metazoa, Chordata, Actinopteri, Spariformes, Sparidae. The transcript is spliced from 4 exons. Gene Ontology annotation, cellular component: signaling receptor complex; plasma membrane; extracellular exosome. The coding region runs from base 1138 to 2406 and encodes 422 amino acids.